AUGUGGUAUGAUAGGAGGAAAAGCUUUCAUACAGUGUGCAAAGAUGCUAAAAUUCUUAGAUCUAAUAUUUAUCGAACAGCUCUUAGAUAUGCAGGGGAAGCAGAUGAUCAUAAUCAGAUGAUUAUUAACUCUGAUACAAGAGAGAUAAAGCAAGAUCUGCAAACAAGUAGCACAAACAAAUUAGCAUUAAUACUCCAAAAAGUGAAAGUCUCAGAAGACAAUAAACUCGAUUGGAUACUAGUUAACAACAAAGAGAACAAGUCAGACAUUCGAAGAGUAGUUAGCAAGAGCAAAGAAGGAUUUCGCACAAAGAAGUGGUUAGUUAGUAAAGAAGAAAAAGGUAAAAUCAGAUUAGAUAAAGAAGCGAUUACGUCAAGCAACACCCAACAAACAGAGUGGAUUAAUAAGAAAAAAGUAAUCACAGUAUUGCAAGGGCUUAGAAAGCAAAAUAGUAGUUGGGUUCUUGAUAUGAUACAAAGCUCACUUAAAGGAAUUAGAAAAAAUAAUAUUGAUACAGAGAUAACUAGUAGGAGGGAAAUAGGUAGAGACUCGUAUAGUUUAGAACAUGCAAGCCUGGCAGAUAUAGUUUAUAUAGAUAAGUUAGAGAGAGACUAUAUUAAAAAACAAGAGUUUGGUGAAUAUUGUGAAGAGUUAUUAUUAAAUCAACUAGAUAGAAAUAUAAAAACAGAUCAAAAAACAUUAACAUUCUAUACAGAUAGCUCAUUAUUAAAAGAAACAAGAAAUGGAAGAGCAGUUAAUCUUGUUAAAAGAAGGCCAGACCUAUAUGAGGAGAGUAGCUACAAAUUGUGUAAAGAUAAUAUAGAAGAAACUCAAGAUCAUUUAGCAUGCUGCAGAGCACAGCAGACCCAUUGGCAAAAAAUUAAACAAGCAGCAAUUGAAGCAGUACAAGCCCUCAUAAAUAAACCUGAGAGAAGGAGAAAAUUACGAACAAGCGAACUCCAGCAAUGCUUAUUUGGUGAAAUUUACAGGGAGCAAAAAGAGCGAAGAAAAGGCUUUACUCGAGGCUUAUUUAAAAAUACAGUCAUAGAAGAACUUAUUAACCAAGACUUAACAAAAAGAGAAGCAAACUUAGCCUUAGAUACAACAAUACAUCAUCAAAAAUUAGGAAAAAGAGCCAAAUUGCAGGAUAAAAAGAAGGUUAGUGGGAAAAGAAGAAGAGAAAAGACAGAAGCACAAAAAAGUUCUGAUCAGAAGAGUAGAAAACCACCUAAUUCUAAAAAAGCCAUGGUAUAG
Molecule: messenger RNA, 1254 nt
Organism: Dentiscutata erythropus
Lineage: Eukaryota; Fungi; Glomeromycota; Glomeromycetes; Diversisporales; Gigasporaceae
Source: the annotation of a GenBank genome assembly